Messenger RNA from Brassica napus (rape), 2160 nucleotides. RefSeq names its product protein NRT1/ PTR FAMILY 2.13-like. Bases 449 to 2065 code for a protein of 538 amino acids. The transcript has 4 exons. Gene Ontology annotation, biological process: transmembrane transport. The record is from RefSeq and is a predicted model, not a curated record. Gene Ontology annotation, molecular function: transmembrane transporter activity. Gene Ontology annotation, cellular component: plasma membrane. NCBI's taxonomy places the organism in Eukaryota, Viridiplantae, Streptophyta, Magnoliopsida, Brassicales, Brassicaceae.
GUGAACGUAGUUUAUUUUUUAGUUAACUUCAUCCUUGACAUGUCCUUAAUUUCAACUACAUGUCACAUAUUAUUUUUAUCUUUAGAUUCUGAAAACUGUAUACUAUAUAUGAAUUUUACAUUAUAAAAAUAGUUUUAAACGGAUUAUCCAAACCAAACCAAACUGAGCCCAAAAAAUUAGAAAUAUUCAAAUAGAAUUAAAAUAUUUAACCUCGAUAACCUGAAAUCUGAAAAUAUUCGAACCGGAACACGAACUCACCACCAAGAGUUAUAAUAAUUUUGUUUUUAUGUUUUUUUUUCUCCGAAGAAUUAUCUCAUAUUACAUAUGUUACAUGUUUGACACUCGUCCAUCUCGUUUGACACUCGUCCAUCUCGUUUGACACUCGUAUAAUGGAAACGGAAAUGAAACGCUUGAGAGACUGGGAACGAUUGGGUUGUUGUCAAACUUCAUGGUGUAUCUAACCAGAGUGUUCCAUUUAGAACAAGUCAAAGCUGCAAAUGUCAUCAACAUUUGGUUUGGUUUCACCAAUCUCACACCUCUCGUCGGCGCUUUUAUCUCAGACGCUUACGUCGGUCGUUUCAAGACCAUCGCUUUCGCGUCAUUCGCCACCCUCCUCGGACUAGUGACAUUGACACUCACAGCAUCGCUUCCUCAACUCCACCCAGCAACAUGCAUUAGCAAAGACUCAGUCAGUUGCAGCGGUCCGAACAAGCUCCAGUUCGGGACUCUGUUCUUAGGUCUCGUUUUCCUUUCAAUAGGGACAGGAGGAAUAAGGCCAUGUAGCAUCCCUUUUGGAGCUGACCAGUUUGACCAACGAACAGAGGAAGGUGUUAAUGGAGUGGCUAGUUUCUUCAACUGGUAUUACCUGACUUUCACUGUGGUUCUGCUUAUUACACAGACCGUCGUUGUGUAUAUUCAGGAUCAAGUCAGCUGGAUCAUCGGCUUUAGUAUCCCUACUGGACUCAUGGCUUGUGCGCUGGUUAUUUUUUUCGCUGGAAUGAAGCUUUACAUCUAUGUUAAACCUGAAGGAAGUAUAUUCUCCAGUAUCGCUCAAGUUAUCGUGGCAGCUCGUAAGAAGCGAAAGAUGAAGCUCUCGGCGGAAGAUGACGGCACAGUGACCUACUAUGACCCUCCCGUUAAAGAUAGCGUUUUACACAAGUUACACCGAAGUAACCAAUUCAGAUUUCUAGAUAAAGCGGCGGUAAUAAAAGAAGGUGAUCUAACAUCCGAGGGAGUUCCAGCGAACAAGUGGCGGCUAUGCAGCAUUCAAGAAGUAGAGGAAGUAAAGUGUUUGAUCCGAAUAGUUCCUGUUUGGUCGGCCGGAAUAAUAUCACUCAUGGCAAUGUCACAACAAGGAACAUUCACGGUCUCUCAAGCUUUGAAAAUGGACCGACACAUGGGUCCUAAAUUCGAGGCUCCGGCCGGUUCUCUCUCCGUCAUCUCUCUCCUCACCAUCGGCAUCUUUCUUCCCAUAUACGACCGAGUUUUAGUCCCGUUCCUCCGCCGCAUCACCGGCCAUAAAUCAGGUAUCACACGCCUCCAACGUAUCGGGACAGGGAUCGUUUUCGCGAUCCUUUCCAUGAUCGUUGCCGGCCUCGUGGAGAGAGUGAGACGCACACGCUCCAUCAAGUCCGGUGAUCCUACCGGUAUGACUCCCAUGUCCGUGUUUUGGCUCUCGCCACAGCUAAUUCUGAUGGGACUAUGUGAAGCAUUGAAUAUAAUAGGACAGAUAGAGUUCUUCAACAGUCAGUUUCCGGAUCACAUGAGAAGCAUAGCUAAUGCUCUCUUCUCUUUGUCCUUUGCCGGUUCGAGCUAUCUUAGCAGUUUUCUAGUCACGGUUGUUCAUAAAUUCUCCGGUGGUCAUGACCGUCCUGAUUGGCUAGACAAGAAUCUCAACGCGGGGAAAUUGGAUUACUUCUAUUAUCUGAUCGCGAUUUUGGGUGUGGUUAAUCUGGUUUAUUUUUGGUAUUGUGCUCGAGGAUACCGGUACAAGGUCGGCUUGGGAGAUUUCAAGGAGGAGAAGAGUUAUUCUGAUGUUGAGAUGACUUCCAAAAGCAACAAUUGAUCGAUGCUGUUUCAAUGUUUAUCAUACAUAUGACAAUGUUUCUUACAAUGUGUAAGAACUAAAUUAUAUAAUAAAAUAUAACCCUUUAAAAAAAA